This is a messenger RNA of Exophiala spinifera, 588 nucleotides long. RefSeq lists its product as uncharacterized. The coding region runs from base 1 to 588 and encodes 195 amino acids. The record is from RefSeq and is a predicted model, not a curated record. NCBI's taxonomy places the organism in Eukaryota, Fungi, Ascomycota, Eurotiomycetes, Chaetothyriales, Herpotrichiellaceae. The transcript is spliced from 2 exons. Gene Ontology annotation, biological process: protein folding. Gene Ontology annotation, cellular component: cytoplasm.
AUGGCGGAAAACCGGGCCCCGUCCCCAACACCGUCCGAACGCGCCCGCAAAGACGCCGAAGAUCGAGCCCGCGAAGAGGAAGAACAAUCCAAACUGCCCUACCGCUGGACGCAGACGCUGGAGGAAGUAGACGUCAACGUUCCCAUUCCCGGCAACUUGAAGGCGAGAGAUUUAAUAGUCGAUUUGAAAAAGACACAUGUCAAAGUCUCGAUCAAAGGACAAGAUCCAAUUAUUGACGGCGACUUCCCACACCCCAUCCAGGUCGAUGACUCGACAUGGAUCAUCUCCACGAAACCCGACGGUAGCAAAGAGAUCGCCAUCAACCUGUCCAAAGCGCGGGGGACAUACUGGUGGGCUCACGUGGUGACGUCGGCGCCGAAGAUCGACACAACCAAGAUCGUUCCCGAGAACUCGAAGCUGUCCGAACUCGACGGGGAGACAAGGGGCAUGGUCGAGAAGAUGAUGUAUGACCAGGAGAUGAAGAGGCAGGGCAAGCCGACCAGCGACGAGCAGAAGAAGGAGGACAUACUCAAAAAGUUCAUGGCGGAACAUCCAGAGAUGGACUUUAGUCAGGCCAAGAUUGGCUGA